AUGGGUCGGAUCCGACCCGUAAUUGCUAGAACUGCAUUUCACACUUCACAUAUCAGAUACAAGUCCCAAGAACCUCACAUCAAUAUCGCCCCUGUUGCAUGUAGUGGAUUUCAUGGUGUAUUACGGUUUCGUUACUCGAUUCGGAUCCAAAUUUUACGCCGAGGAACCUUGAUAUGCCCCAUGAUGCAGGGCUCCGAUAUAUUACAUACAACAAUGUCUGUCCAAGCCGUGGCGAACCAGACUGGAAUUUUCAACAAUACCCAAAACCAGAUUUCUGUCCGCAUCACCAACGACAAUGAGAAUGGCACGGGGACUACUGGAUUCAAAAGAUAUCGAGCCUGGGAAGUAUGA
This is a messenger RNA of Suillus clintonianus, 351 nucleotides long. RefSeq lists its product as uncharacterized. The transcript is spliced from 4 exons. The record is from RefSeq and is a predicted model, not a curated record. The coding region runs from base 1 to 351 and encodes 116 amino acids. NCBI's taxonomy places the organism in Eukaryota, Fungi, Basidiomycota, Agaricomycetes, Boletales, Suillaceae.